This is a messenger RNA of Anoplopoma fimbria (sablefish), 2084 nucleotides long. RefSeq names its product transcobalamin II (gene tcn2). NCBI's taxonomy places the organism in Eukaryota, Metazoa, Chordata, Actinopteri, Perciformes, Anoplopomatidae. The transcript has 10 exons. Gene Ontology annotation, biological process: cobalamin transport. The coding region runs from base 102 to 1382 and encodes 426 amino acids. Gene Ontology annotation, molecular function: cobalamin binding. The record is from RefSeq and is a predicted model, not a curated record.
UGUGACAGUGAAACGCUAGAAGCUGUUGUCUGUGGUCUUGUUACCUACACAGCUCUUCACACCGGAGUUACUCACUGAGGAGAUCAAAUAGAUUGUCCAGAAUGCUGUCUUUGGUCCUAAUCGCAAGCCUACUGGCUUUUGCCUCAGGUAAACCAUGUGAUACGGAAGGAACCAACAGUGAGUUGCACCUGUCACUCAAUAAGAAUCUCCUUCGCUCUCUGGAGACACAGGAAGGACUCCCCAAUCCCAGUGUCCACUUGGCAUUACGGCUUUCCAAUUACCACAACCUCGCCAAGGAGAGCGAACACCUGAAUAGACUGAAAAAUGAUUUGCACAAUGACAUUCAAAGUUCUCUCUCUAGCAGCCAGUCCGUUGUCGGCCUCUUAGCGCUGUAUGCUCUGGCUUUGAAGUCCUCCUGCUAUGACCUCAGCACAGUCACCUUCACAGUUAAUGAGAAGAGUGAGACACUGCUGACUCACCUGAAGAAGCAGAUGGAAGACGAAAAAGAGCAUAUUGCAUUCAGCCAACGCCCUUUGACCAACUAUUACCAGUACUCUCUGGGUGUGCUUGCUCUCUGUGCUAGCGGCAUCAGGGUCCACAACCAUGUCAGCAACAAGCUCAUCAAGGCAGUAGAACAUGAACACUUCAAACAUGGAGACUCUGAGAGUAUUGAUACCAAUGCCAUGGCUGGAAUGGCUCUCCAGUGUGUGAAGGACACUGGUUCUCAUGUGCAAAAAGCUGCUGAGCUCGACACAGCCCUCAGCAAGAUCAAGCAGAAGCUCUUGGCCUCUCGUAGGACUGACGGUCAUAUUGGCAAUGAGUUCAGCACAGGGCUCGCAGUGCAAGCCUUAAUGGCGAUGGGAACCCGAGUUGCAGAGUGUGCUGCCUCAAUGGAGGCCAUGAGGACAGAUGCCAGAAGCAACACAUACCACAACCCCAUGGCCAUAUCUCAGAUCUUGCCAGCUCUCCAGCAGACAUCCUACCUGACGGUUAAAAGCAAGGAGUGCCUCAAUGAGGAUGACACUCUGGUGCUGGAGCCCAUAGAUCCUGUGGUGGAUUUACCAAGCGUGUCCAAGGUGACGGUGAUGGUGGAGGUGGUGGCGUCCAGCGGGGCGGCUGCUGUUUACUCUGUGGAUGUGCCAAAGGGGAGCUCUCUGUUGGAGACCCUUGAACUUCUCAACGGCAAAAAUGUUGGCUUCACGUUUGAGAAGGAGUCCAGCCUGUGGGGACCCUUCUUAAGUGCGGUGAACAGAGAGCAGGCCAGACAGAGCGACCGCAGAUACUGGCACCUCUCCUCUGAUGGCACUGCACUCAAUCAGGGUGUCAAUGAUUUCAAGAUUGAGGCUGCUCAAGAGAUAACCAUCAAAAACACAAGCUACUAGCUAGUCACUGCUGAUGCAACAGUGAUGAAUGAAGAUCAAAGCAGUUAAUUCUGGACUCUUUUCUACUAUUUGUUGUUUAAACCAGUGAUUAUUCUUAAUUUGUCUGAUGCCAUUAUCUGUGAAUAAAUGGUCAAGUUUAUUUCACAGGAGUUUUGCAUUUCAAGUGGGUUUGAAACUUAAAUAAAAGUGUAGUUUAGAACUAAUUGAACACACUUUGCUGUGAAUAUUCUGACUCUAGUAUGUAAAUUGUAAAGCUUUUUUCUUAAUGAAUUGUCAAAUGAGAUGAAAUGUUAGCUAGAUUGUUCUUUUUUAAACAAAUAACAAAAUGUAAUGGCUUUUUAAAUGAGGAGGUUAUGUAGGUUUGUUUUUUGUUACACACAAAAUAUGAAUUAUAAGCAAGUGACAAUUGAUUAAAUUCAAAACUAUGCAAUUUGGGUGUAGUUAGAUUUUUUUUCUGCAUGUAUGUGAAGCACCUUUACUAUCGGUAGUGACCGUUAACUGACAACGUCACACUUACAGUAAUGUAAGACAAACUGGCUCCAAUUGAGAUCCACACAUAAAGAACUAUAUCAUUUGUUUUCUGUUGAAAUUAGUUAUUUCUUAUAGCUGACUAUAAAUAGUUGGGUACAGUUUGUAAAGUUUUUUGAUUGAGUGGUAAAUGUGCAAAAUCAAAUCUUGGAAAUAAAACACAGAUGUCUUCAA